AUGUUUGAACAGCUCUGCACAGAAGCCUGCAAAGGCUUACCUGAAAGAGAUCAUGAGAAUGAAGCCUGGGCAAGGCUGGGUGUGAAACAAUACUAUUUCGAACAUUUUGAAGCUGAGAAGGAAAGGCAUGUGAAUGAAAGUACAACUGCGGCCAAGCAAACAGUAGAAGUCUCUGACAGGCAAGAUUUCCAAAAGGCAGAGAAGGCCCUCAUGGCUGAGCCAGACAAUGGCGAAGUGGUUUUUGGAAAGAAAAGCCACAAGGCUGAGGCAGCCGCCAGUGCAGGGGAAGAAAAGCCUGAGGUCUGUAUCGGUCGGGAAUUGGACGGCUCCACAUGGCUGGGUCGUCACGUGAACGAGGGUGCGAGAGCACCUGCUGUGGCUCGUGGGGCCGAUACUACUUCCUGGACAAGGCCUUUCCUGGACAUCGGCGAGGAGAAGCUGCUGCAGCCCGAGUGGUUGCUGGGACUACAAGGGAUCGAAGCAGGUCACGAUCUCACCGACGAGAUCGAAGGUCCCGAUCUCCCCGACGAGAUCAACGACAAGCCUUCAGUGAGAGAGGAUCUGAUAGACCGCAAGGACUUCAGUGACAAGUUGCAGGCGGUGCUCUCGCUUCACAUUGCCGACCACUACAUCCUGGACUUUGACAUCUGGGGUACUUUUUUGGAUUUCUAUUUGAACUUUGGACAGUUUGUGUUCAUUCGGAACUAUUUCAAGGUUCCACAAUUCUUCUUUUGUGAAGCCAUUGCCAACGUCCUCAUUCGGGAAGCCUUGCGCUAUGAGGAGUUCCGCGAGUGCUUGAUUCGCCUCAAGGAGGAAAAGAAUGGUGUUGAUCCUGAACGUGAUGGUUUUGGACUUCCAACGGUUGAUGAGGAGUCUGCCAGCGAGGGUCCUGACUCUGAGGCUCCAACUGCGAAUGCAAGCCCAGAUUCUUCAGAACGUCGAAAACGCUAUGCCCGGAUUCCUACGGAAGAUCCUGGCCAUCUGCAAGCCUCUCCACUGACGAGUGGCGAGAUGUUUUGGGCACUACGCAAGCACUACGAUGAUGAUUGGUCCUCUAUGUCUUCAAGCUCUUCCUGGGAUGAGUGGGGCGAUGAUGGAUGGUCGUCCUGGAAUGCGGCUCUGACUUGGAGCGAAGACCCAUGGUCUUACGACAGCUGGUGGCCUGAAGAUGGAGAAGAUGAAGCUGAUGCCAAUGCAGCUCAAGAAGGUGAUCCCAAUGCCUCAGAAGCCUCUGCAGCAGAAGCUCAAAAGAUGGAGCAACUUUUGGCUGAUGGUCGCAGUUGGAGUCAAGCUCAACGUGCAACGGCAGCCAUGAAGAAAGAUCGUGGUUUUGGCCGAGCAGCUUGCUUCAUUUGCGGCAGCACACAACAUCUUGCUCGAGAAUGUCCUGAUCGACUUUCUUCUCAUGGAGUUUCCAAGUCCAAGGGCAAGGGCAAGAAUCGUCUGCAGUACAUGGAGGAUGACUGGCAUGACUGGAUCUAUGCCAUGCAGAAGGGCAAGAGCAAGUCGAAGGGAAAGUCCUACAAGGGCAAGUCCUAUGAUCCCGGGACAGGGAAAGGGAAAGGAAAGGCACCUGUGAAUGCCUAUGCGCUGAACCACUAUGGUUUGGAGAUGGCGCUUCAGACCCAGCACAACGGCCCUGUGGAACAUGCCAUGCUGGCAACAAAGCAGGUGGCCACUCCGAGGAAGACACAGAUCCCUCGUGAGAUCCCACCUGGCAGUGGCAUGAUUGACUCUGGAGCUACAUGCUCUGCUGGACCUGAAACCAGUGUUCAGCGGCUGGUGACAAAGAUCAUGGAGGCCGAUGCAGCAGCACAGAUCCGCGUCGAGACAAAAGAUCAACCUCCUUUUCGUUUUGGUUCUGGCAAAUGGGGACAAGCCCUCUACAAGUUGACCGUUUCUUCAUCUAUUACGGGGAGUACACGCAGUUUUUCAUGUUUUGCACUUCCUGAUCCAGAAGAACGUCAUGAAGAUUGGUUUACCAUGGACAUGCUGGUUCCUGUUUUAGUAGGUAUGGACUGGUUGAAAGAAGCUGGAGCAGUUUUGGACUUCAACGAUGGUCAUUGUUUUCUUCCUUUGAUGAAUGGUGUGGUUCUCAACCUUCCUCAAAACCAAAAGGGUCACUACAUGUUGGAUGUUGUCGAAUACCUCACAGAUGGUCUCCGAAACUCCAAAGGUCAUGCUGCAGUACAUGUCAUGUUGGAAGAACCUGCUGAAAAACCAGAAGUCAUCAACGAUCACUCCAUUGAGUUUUUCCCAGUUCAGUUUUCUGACGUUUUUGUCUCUGAGAAUGCAAGCGUUGAUGGCAAGUUCAGUUCUUAUAGGGAACAGGUACCCCAUCAAGCCUUCGAGUACAUGGUGAAUCGACGGAUGAAGCUGUCCUCCAACAGCAGUGUUCGGCUCAUGGGUAACCGUUUGCCCUUCGCUUCAACCCCGACAACUUCCUCUCCAAGUAGCCAUGCCGAAGGACAAGGACAAGAGCGACAUGCAGCCUCCGGACGAAUCUCGUCGGAUGGAGGGAAAUCCUCGAGACCCACGGCAUCAACGAAGCCAGUGGCCUUGCAAGGGAACUCAUGUCCCAAGCAAGGAGAUGAGCAACAGGUCUUCUACCUCCUCCAGCAAUGCCUACCAGAAGAGCUGGUGCGCGCGAUGAUCGAGAAGGUGGUGGCCGAGGAGCGCAUCAAGACCAUGCUGAUGGACUUCGAGAAGACCAUGCAGAAGAACGUGGAGAAGAUCAACAAGGCCAAAUCGGCCGCGACAGCCGCAAAGGCAAAAGGGUAUGCUUCUCCGAUCCAAAGACCUCGAACUCCAACACCAGAGAAGGAGCGCCUCAUGCAGCUUGCGGCAGAACGGGCAAUUCAGCCGGUGAUCAAUGUGAACAUCAGCUCGGACACGGAGCUGGUAGUCUACCAGAAACCUCCAAUGCUUUGGGAAAUGUUCUGCAGUCCUGACAGUGAGCUGACCAAUCAAGCUCUCAAAGCUGGCUUGUGCGCCUACCGCAUCAACUUGGCGGGCGGCUUCGACCUGUACCGCAAGAACACCUAUGAUGGCUUACGUCAACUUCGACGUCGCCACAAGGCCAAGAAGUUUUGGAUCAGCACUCCCUGCACCUUCUACUGUGAUUGGACAGACCUCAACUAUCACAAUCGACGUGAAGUUCUUUUUGAACGACGUCGCAGGGAGAAAUCAAUGCACCUCAAGGUGAUGGACUUUGCAGAAGGAGCCUUGCUGGAAGAUGAGACUGCCGGGCUCUACUGGGAAUGGCCGCGAAUCUCUACCUGUGCCAAAUCGAUGGAUGGAUGCCGCUAUGGCAUGAAAGACUCUCAUGGCAACAUCAUCAAGAAGUCCUGGCAGAUCUUGACGACUGAUGUGGUCUUCUACACGAUGUUUCGCUUGAAGGUGUGUCUUCAAAACCAUGAACAUGCCCAAAUACAUGGACUUGAAACGACGCGCAGUGCUUACUACCCAACGGCACUUUGCCGAAGUAUUGCACAGCUUUGGCGUCGCACUUUGAUCCCUGACCGUUGGAUCAAGAUGCUUUCAACGGCACCUGUGGUGAUGGACCCCUUCAAGGAGCUCUGCGAUGGUGAUGAUCAUCAAGCCCAUCUAUGUUCUGGACUUCCUGAUGGCGACCUCUUCAUGGAAGAUGAUGAGAACGUGCCUGACGAUGCGGUGGUUCCUGCUGAAGUUCAACCUUCUGAACAAGAUCAACGAGCCUGGAAAGCGAAGCUGGAUCGCUUUCAUCGACAAGCUGGACAUCCCACUGCUCGCAACAUGGCGAGGAUGAUGGCUGAUGCACAACUCCCGAAGUGGAAGGUCAAGAUGGCCUUGGAGCAUGUUUGCCCUUACUGUCAAGAACAAAAAGGCGGUGGAAUUAGCUCCAAGCAGAUCAACCCAGCGAGCAUGCGAAACCUUCCUGGACCUUGGGAACAAGUUGGCAUUGAUGUCUCUGAGUGGGAAGUUCCUGGUGAAAACAUCAAGGUGAAGUUUGUCAUCAUGAUGGAUCUAUGCACCAAGUACAAGGUGACCGACGUCCUCUUCAAGAACAAGCAUGGCACUAUCAAGAAUGAGUCCGCCGAGGAGAUGAUCCGCAGUGUUUCUCUGAGGUGGCUUUCUGACAAGCCCAGACCUCGAAUCUUGGUUCCAGACAAUGCCAAGAGCCUCACAGCGAAGAAGUUUGUGGAUUACAUGUCAGACCUUGGCACCGAAGUGAUCUACCCACCGGAUCAUGAAUCCUGGGCUCAUGGACUUGUUGAACGUGGUCAUCAAUUGGUGAAAGAGACUGCUUCGAGGAUUCAUGCUUCCUCUCCUGACCAAGAUCCUGAGAUCAGCCUUGCACUUGCAACAGCAGCUGUGAACUCCACGGAGUACAACAGGGGAUACAGUAUCCAAUGGGCCUUUGGUCGACAAGCUGAGCUGACUGAUGAUGAGUUACGUCAGCAUCUUCAACUUCCAAUUGACCGUCAACAAGAUCAAUUUGCCCGACUUCUGACCAACCGACAGUCUGCUGAAGAGCAUGCGAGAAAAGCGAAGGCAGAUCAUGUGCUUUCAAGGAUCAAGAACACCACUGUGAAGCAGCCUCGUCGCAACUUCGGCCUUGCACAGCCUGUGAUGGUUUGGAGGAAGUUUUUGCCUCCGAAGUUCCACAAAGAAGCAACAAGUGCCAUCGAUCCCAACAAGUGGAAGCAACUCUCCGACAUCAUUCCCAAGAGGGAGUACGUCGACAUCGAGCACGAGCAGCCUGCGGAUGGUGAGACCGAGGAGUUUGACCUUCCUGAACAUCCACCUGAUGCCCGAGUUGGCCCUACUGGACCUAUGCCUCCGAUGCGAAUCUCUGGGAAGAAGAAGCCCAGCGAGCCUGAGCUCAUUGACCUGGACGAUGAAGACUUUGGCAACAUGCCUCAUGGUCCUCUUCGUGAAGAUCGCAGAUUUUCUACAACAUCUUCAACGCCGAUGAUGGAAAACAAAGAGCCCUACCUGGACUCUCCUGAAGAUGGUCUUCCUGAUCCAGUUCCUGAACCUGAGUCCAAGCGUGCCCGCUAUGAUGGCGAGGACGACAAGGAAGACAUGUAUAUGAAACACCUGCAGAUCUUCAACCAGAUCGACAGUGGCUAUUUGAUGGACAUCGAGCUGGACCUUGCUUCAAAUCGCCAAAAGAAGGCCUUUCAGAGAAACCCGAGCCUCUACCUGGCGAAGAAACUGGCUGGUUCAGAGGUGUGUUUUCGUCGCUUGAGUGCCAACGAGAAGGAGUUGUUCAAGCGAGCAAUGAACUCCGAAGUUUCGAGCUUCAUCAAGACAGAGGCAGUUCGCCGCUGUUUGAGCUUUGAAGAACAACAAGAAGCAAAGAGAAGUGGACGUGUUUUGAAAUCAAGAUGGGUAUUGGUUUGGAAAUCAGUGCCUGAGGAAUCGCGUGCUGAAGCACUUGCUAACGCCAGGGAGAAUGAGAACACAGUCCACAGCUCUGAUGGCACUCGCAAAGCAAAGGCGAGGCUAGUCGUUUUGGGCUAUCAACACCCUGACCUGUUGGAUCCGUCUCUAUAG
Molecule: messenger RNA, 5541 nt
Organism: Cladocopium goreaui
Lineage: Eukaryota; Dinophyceae; Suessiales; Symbiodiniaceae
Source: the annotation of a GenBank genome assembly